This is a messenger RNA of Liolophura sinensis, 6340 nucleotides long. Its product is annotated as tyrosine-protein phosphatase non-receptor type 4-like. Gene Ontology annotation, biological process: protein dephosphorylation. The transcript is spliced from 27 exons. NCBI's taxonomy places the organism in Eukaryota, Metazoa, Mollusca, Polyplacophora, Chitonida, Chitonidae. The coding region runs from base 689 to 3571 and encodes 960 amino acids. The record is from RefSeq and is a predicted model, not a curated record. Gene Ontology annotation, cellular component: cytoplasmic side of plasma membrane; cytoplasm; cytoskeleton. Gene Ontology annotation, molecular function: protein tyrosine phosphatase activity; cytoskeletal protein binding.
AUGUGUCUAAGCUACACUGUCAUUUGUUCGAGGCCUGUCUUGACCCAUGUUACCUGUGACCCUUUUUGUGACUGUACAUGUGAAAUGAAUGGAAGUGUACAAUUUUACAUGUACAAGAUGCAACAUGUAAACCUCAGUGUUUAAGGAGUACUAUGCUCUAAACACUAACAAAUCAACCAAUCAGCCAGUCAAGUGUGUGAGGUAGUGAGACUGGAAUACCUGACCACUGAGGACUUCCUGACUGAGUCAAAUUUUAAUAUUGUGAAUACAGAGUGGUGUGAUUCCCCCCAAAAGUUUACCUGGUGCCGUGUAGGGUUUUAAUCGUGUCACACCUGAAUCUACCUUAUUAUACGAGGUAACUUUGAUGUCCCAUGUCAAGACAUAUCAAGAGUUGGCACCUUGUAAAGUGUCGCAACACUGUGAUAGUCCAUCAGAUGGUGUGGUGUUUGUGUCAUUUUACACAAAGUCCAUUCUGAGACAUUUAGGCAGAAUGCAGACUUGUACACUGUGAUUUGGUUUUCAAAAGAACAUUGACUUCCUGAUUAUGUUUGAUAUUGGAUUGGUCCUUUGAUCUUACCACUACCUGUUUCUUGCCAUCAUAGAUUACUUAGAUCAGGGAAUCAGCAUAGAUAUGCAUGCAGUUGGAGCGUAGAGCGUUUUCAGCUCUGUGAUUGGUCACUCUAUUACCAUGACGAUGGAGACUCCGUCAGAACACGCAGAGGAACCCAUGGAGACCCUCGGAAGUCUGGCUGGAGACGCCCCUCUUGAACAAGGGGAACAACUCUCUGACAUGUCCGACGAGGACAGUGACACACAGACUAUGUCCAUGAGACUAGUCUCCAGUGGCAGUUACAAUGUUCGGGCCUCGGAGAUGGCCCAUGACCGGCCAGGCCAACAGAAAACAGUCACAUGCAUCGUUCAUUUUCUCGAUGAUACACAGGAAAUAUUUGAAAUUGAUAAGAGGUACAAAGCUCAAGCUCUCCUGGAUAAAGUGUUUGAACAUCUAGAGCUGGUGGAGAAGGACUACUUUGGCCUCCAGUUCUCGGAUGCUGAUCUUCCCGCUCCGGAUACAAUGCGCUGGCUGGAUCCUCUGAAGACGUUAAAAAAACAGAUGAGGGGACCUCCUUUCGAGUUAUAUUUUCGUGUGAAAUUUUAUGUGUCGGAUCCAAGUAAAUUAACCGAAGAAUACACAAGGUACCACUUUUUCCUGCAGGUGAAGAAGGACAUCCUGGAGGGUAGGCUGGUUUGUCCGCCCGGCACGGCUGCGCUUCUCGCCAGCUACUCUGUGCAGUCGGAGUUGGGGGACUUUAAUGUUGAAGAGCACACAGAUGGUUACUUAUCAGAGUUUCGGUUCAUCACCUGUCAGACUGAAGACUUUGAGAGACAGGUGUCUGAUUACCACCGGCAGCACAGGGGUCAAACACCUGCAGAUGCGGAGUACAACUUUCUGGAGAAAGCUAAGCGGUUAGAAAUGUACGGAGUAGAUUUACACAAUGCCAGGGACCAUAGUAAUUUAGAGAUUCAGUUGGGGGUGACGUCAGCUGGAUUGGUAGUUUUCCAGAAUAACGUUAAAAUUAACACAUUUUCCUGGGCAAAAAUUGUGAAGAUUUCUUUUAAAAGAAAACAGUUUUUUAUUCAACUUAGAAGAGAAGUGAACGACACUGUGGAAAACUUGAUAGGCUUUAACAUGGUGAGCUACAGGUCAUGUAAAAACCUGUGGAAGUCUUGUGUAGAACAUCAUACCUUUUUCCGUCUUCAUGCACCAAAUCCUCCUUCCAAAAAGAUAUUCUCCAUCGGCUCAAAGUUUCGCUACAGUGGGAGAACGGAAUUCCAAACAUUAGAAGAAAGUAAAAAAAGAGCAAGGAUAGAAAGAUCAUUUUCUCGGUCACCCAGUAAAAGGUAUGCACGGCGGACAGUGGGCGGCAUCACCCGCGAGGUCAUCAUGGAAGAGAAGAAUAUCAUCGAUGGCUACCGAAACGUUCCCUCGGCUAACAAUUACAUCCCGAAAUCGCAGAGCCAGAACACGAUCCUGGCAGUGAACAGCCUGAAUCGUUACGACAACAAUAUCAACAGUCACAUCCGAUCCACCUUGCCCACGGACUACAAAGCCCAAUCUGAGCACUGGUCAGCUGGAUCCAACAAGAACGACAAGUCAGAUGAUGACGGGGGAUUUUUGUCACGCCCAACCUCCAAAGAUUUUGGCGCUCCAACUGCUGCUCCUAAAAUGACUUACCUGGACGAUCGUACUUGUGGCACUAACGGACCUGAUCCUAUCUACGAGUUACCUGCCUACAAUGAGAGCUACCUGCCAAACGGUAAUGGAUACUCUGACAGCCAAGGUUUGGUCACAAUCCGCAUGAAGCCAGAUUUUCAAGGUCGUUUUGGAUUCAAUGUCAAGGGAGGGGCAGACCAAGGGAUGCCAAUCAUUGUGUCUCGAGUCGCCCCAAACACCCCGGCAGAUCUCUGUAUACCAAGGCUGAAUGAGGGAGACCAGGUGCUCUUUAUCAAUGGUCGGGACGUCUCUCAGCACACACAUGAGCAGGUGGUCAUGUUUAUUCGAGCCUCCCGAGAAACGCACUCUGGCGAACUGGUGUUGGUGGUCAGACCAAAUGUGUACCUAGGAGAGGACACAGUUGAGGAACCUGAGUUCAUGUACAUCCCGGAGACGCAUCAAAUCACAAGCUCAGCGGGUGGAAACGUGCUCGAGGCGUCACUCAUACUGCUGCAGGAGGGCCUGGAGAGCGGUGCAGCGCUGGCACAGUUUGAGCAAUUGUACAGGAAGAAGAUGGGCAUGACAAUGAACGCAGCACGGCUUGGAGAGAACGUCCCCAAGAACAGAUACCGCGAUAUUUCCCCAUAUGACCAGUCCAGGGUGGUAUUAAAGGAUGGCCCAUUAGGAGAUUACAUUAAUGCCAACUUUGUCAACAUGGAGAUCCCGGGUUCAGGUAUUAUCAAUAGGUACAUCGCAGCUCAAGGCCCACUUCCCAACACCUGCAUGGACUUCUGGCAGAUGGUGUGGGAACAGCAAGCGUCUCUGGUAGUCAUGCUAACAGCCAAAGUGGAGAGGGGACGGCCAAAGUGUCACCAGUAUUGGCCAGACCUUUACGAAACGGCAGAUUUUGGGACUCUGCAGAUCACCUGUGUGAAGGAAGAAGAAACACCAUCAUUUGCUUUCAGGGAUUUCAACCUGACUCAUGUUGAAACAAAUGAAGAGCGUCACAUCAUUCAUAUGCAGUACAUCGCUUGGCCCGACCACGGAGUCCCCGAUGAUUCCAGUGACUUCCUCGACUUUGUUUUAAAAGUUCGUCAGAAUCGCGUGGGUAUGGUUGACCCCACGGUUGUACAUUGUAGUGCUGGGAUUGGUCGAACAGGAGUGCUGAUCACCAUGGAGACAGCCAUGUGUCUGAUAGAAGCCAAUCAGCCGGUCUAUCCUCUGUCCAUUGUUCGUCAGAUGAGGGACCAGAGAGCCAUGUUAAUACAGACAUCUAGUCAGUACAAGUUUGUUUGUGAAGCAAUUUUAAGAGUAUUUAAUGAAGGCUUAGUGAAGCCGUUAGAAGAUUACAAAAGGUGAAGAUUUACAACAAGGCCACGUGGAGCCUUGUUGUCGUGAAAAUGCUUAUAGCAAUACAUCAGAGGAUGAUGGUCCCAUGUCCCAGGGGGAAGUGUGGAUCAAAGGGUGGAUAACUCAUGACGACUUACCACCGCCAUGUUGCUUUCCAUCCACAGAGUCUGUUAAACUGUGUGUGCUUGUGAUAGGAUAGUGUUCAAGUGAAGCGAAGGACUUCUGUACUGUAACACUGGAGUGGUAUGGAGAAAGGAAGCAAACUUUGUGCGCCAUCGUCACCUUUUGGACUUUUUCAUCUUCCAGGCCUGCCGCAUCAGUCGUCUUUUUGUUUUCUUUUUUGUGCUUGGAAGCAUUGAAGUGUGUUGCCAUUGUCAUGGUAACUGUGCAUCUUCUUUUCAAACCUCUCAACAUUGUUCCCAUUGAAAAGUGAAAUCUGAUUUCAAAAAUGUAAAUUUGCAGAGAUGAAGGUGUGAGAAGUGUUUCUGCAAUAAGUCAGAGGAUGUCCACGUAUUGUUCCAGAACGAGUGGCUGCUAUCAAACAUGUGCAUCUGUUGUGAUGACCAGUUACCUCCCUUGGGUCUCCCCUCCUCAAGCGGUAUUCUGGUGUUGGAUAUGGUACACUGGAUCUUGUGGACUUACCGCUGUGAUGUUUUAAAAUAGAUUUGCUGAAGCAAAAAUUAAAGCCUUGGUUCAGGGAACUGGGCCUUUUAAUUUUAGAUAGACUCCAAUGAAAAUGCAGGAGUAGGAUAAAAAUUGUUGUGCAACGAAUUUUGACAAAUAGUGUUCAUUAAGGCAGAUAGUGUAUUUGAUGGCAAGAUGGACAGAAUUAGAAGUAACGACCUUGAAACUUCAUGGCAUCCCAUGAUAGAGGUCAUCAAACAUGGAUACAAAUUGCGGAGGGAGGUAUCUCUGUGUUUAUCAGAUCUUAGAGAAGGCCUAAGUAUUGGUAAAGCCAGGCAAUGCAUAUUCAUGAUCUCAUACGGGUGUGGCAUGUUAACCUAUGGCAACAGAGGCCACGCCCACGUAUGAUGAAGUAGGGUGGUUGUAACAGCACAAGACGUACCAAUUCAGGAUGAAAUGUGGGUGAAGUGGCACAGACCUCAUUCGAUCACGGCAUACACCCCAGUGGGGCCAUAGUUACCCAUGGUCAUGCUGCUCGGACACUGCCUGCAAGAGGGGUCAACACAUUCAUGUUGAGAUUUCGCAGGGAUUUGCAGUACUGUCUCCAUGUGGAAGUCCUUGUUAAGAAGAAAAAACAACAGCAACAAAAGUGCUGUGUGAACUGGAGCUACUACAUUGGCAACUCUAACACAGUGAGCUUCAGACAUCAAGAUAAGAAUAAAAGGUUGAGUUUUCAUAUUCUGAAGUUUUAGAGCAGAUGAGCAACAACGCAUAUAGUGCCGUCAAUCCCUGGAAAGCUCAAAUAAUUCUUUGGGGGUCAUGAUUUUAUCUGUUGUCCCUAACAACGACAAGCCCCACCCACUUCAUGAAUAUGGAGUUACUGAUGUGGCAACCUGCUGGAUUAUGUGUCUAGAUGUGAGAGGGUAUAUACAGUGAUUUAGAGUUGUAGUGAUAUUUGAUGAAGGUCUAUCAGAGGUUUGAUGUCAUUACAUUGUUUUUGAUUUUCUUUUAAUAUACCCUUGAGAGAGACCAUGUUAUGGACUAACCGUUGCAAGAAAAUUUGUACGGCUUUUAAAUUGCAGUUUGAAACAUUUUUAGAUGUUUCAAUCUGUGUCCGUGUUUGGGUUUUUAAAAAUCUGUUCAUUUCAAUCUUGUGUAAUUCAAAACUUGUAAUAUUUCUUUUUUGUUGAUCAGUGUUGCAUACUUUUUACUUUAAGAAAGAGAUAAAUAUUGAGUUUUUCAACACUAAACUUUUAAAAGCCCAUCUCUCCCUGGUUUGAAAGAGUCACACCGUAAAUUUGAUUUGAGAACAAUCUGACAUCUUCCAACAUCUAUCAAACAAUUUUAAAUGUUUUCUUUCUGCUAAAGCUGAUUGUUUAUUCUGAAGUCGAGCACACACAACAAUAUUUGUUUUCAAAAAAACGAGAUUUCGUUAUCUUGAAAUUUUUGUUGGUGUGUGGAUAACCACAGCAAAAGUUUCUAAUCGACCAUGUUUCGGUGCCAGGGUCUUCAAAGUGAACAACAAGCAACUAUCCUAUCAGCUGAGUCCAGGAUCCUGCUUUCGACACCAAAUAAUGUUCGUAUGCAGUGGGCUUUAGGAACUUGUAAAAAUUCUCAAGGGUCUACUCAAUAAUUUAAAAGGAAAUAAGACUUGUGGCUUGUUGCCCCAGGAAGCUUUACCCACAAAUACUUCUGACACACAGUGUUCUUAAUCUCAUUCAAGUCAGAUCUAGAAGCCGCUCCCCUUGCUGACUUGUCAUAGAUUCACACGUACAGUCCACUCUUGGUUUGGUGGAAUUCUUGCUCCCAUCAUACAGGACGUUCAAGCUUGAAAAAUAGAAGACAAACAUUUUUCAACACCCCUACGGAUGAAAUGGAAAGAUCCGUAAUCUCUAUGCUCAUGAAAAUUUGACCACUUGGUUAUUUGACUCAAGUAUCCUUUGUUAAAUUUAUAUUAUCUAACAGUACAACAAACAUGUAGGUCUUACCAUUUUCUCCAAAAGGGGUGUUUUCAAAGCUGUCAAAUGCCCAUUUUCAGGCUCUACAGUGAAGUUAGUUGUUCAUUUCUCCCUGUAUUACAACAGGGAGUCUGCCUGAUGCUAUGGUUUGACUUCUUUGAUGUCAUACUUAAAAAAAUCACUAAUGUGCAUAUUC